AUGGAUAAUAAGACACAUUUUUUCUAAGUUAAGGCAAUUUUCUAGAAAAACCUAGUUUGCUCAUUUAGAAAUAGAGAAUUUUUAGCAGAAACCCUUAUCCCUUUAAUUUGUGGAUUGAGUUUGGCAGCAAAAGAUAUAGAUGGAACUUCAUUGAUAGCAUUUUUUUCUCCAUUUUUUGUUUCUUUGGCAAUAUUUUCAAAUCCAAGAUCACUGUUAAUACAUUUAUGUGAAGAGAAGGAACAAAAGUUUAAAGAGACUCAAAAGGUAAGAAUUUUGUUUAUAAUAAUAGAUUAUGGGAUUGAAACAAAGUUCAUAUUUAUUAGGUUGGAUGCUUUAUGCUUAUUUUAAAACAUUUAUGGUAUGAUAGUAAUAUGAAUUAAUAGUCUAUGAUAAUAUUUUUUAUAUCUUGGACUGGGUUUGGAUAUAUAAUGAAUUAUAGUCAUGAUAGAAACAUAUAUGGAUUUGAUUCUUAAACAGAUUGGUAUGUAAUAUUUGGACUUUAUUUUAUUUAUGGGAUAUCAUUGAUUCAUUAUUCAAUGUUUUUGACAACAUUUUUUUCAAAGUCAAAGACAGCAAAUGAAAUAACUACACUUUUAUUAGUAGUAUCAUUAAUUUUGCCAUUUUUUGGAUUCGUAGAGAAGUUUUAAAGGUAGAGUAUAAUUAUGAAAUAUGAUUAGCACUUUCUUUUUUAUAUUGAUAUCUAUAUUUCCUUAGACAUGUAUAGCACUUUCUUAUUUAUCAACAUAAUAUGGAGCAUUUCGUACUUUAUCAAUAGUGGUGAAUUAUUAUUUUUCUUAUGAGACAAUGGCAAUACAAUUAGUAAUAUUGUCAGUGUUGUUUUUAUUGUUGUAUUUUUAUUUAGAUGCAAUAAUUCCAAAUGAAUAUGGGAUUGCAAAGCAUCCUUUAUUUUUUUUGCAUUUUAAUAAAAAUGAAAUAGAGAAACGAAAAGUAGAUUUAGAGAAUCCAUUAAUGAAUGAAUAAGAAGGGAAUGUAGCAUCAUCAACAUAUAAUGAUGAUAGUUCCAGUGCUUAUUAUCACGAAUAAAGAAAUUAUUUGAAUAUGAAACCAUCAGUUAAAAUAAGAUAGAUAGUGAAAAAGUUUGGAAAUUUUACAGCAGUAGAUUAAGUGAGUUUAAAUUUAUAUUCUAAAGAAAUAUUAUGUUUAUUAGGACAUAACGGAGCAGGGAAGACUACAACAAUAAAUGUAUUAACAGGAUUAUUAAGUUUAAGUGGAGGCAAGGUGUAUGUUUAUGAUUAAGAGUUAGAGAGUAAUUUAGAAGAGAUUAGAGAAAGGAUAGGUAUAUGUAAUUAAAGAGAUGUUUUAUAUGAUGAGUUGACAGUAAAAGAAUAAUUAUAAUUUAUGGGGAGAAUAAAAGGAUUAGAAGGAAAUGAUUUAGAAUAAGAAAUAUAAUAGAUUCUUACAACUACAUUAUUAAAUAAUGAAAAAGAUAAAAUAACUAAAACAUUAAGUGGUGGAAAUAAAAGAAAAUUAUCAUUAGCUUAAGCAAUUAUUGGAGGAUCAAAUGUAUUAUUUUUAGAUGAACCAACUUCAGGAAUGGAUGCAUAAACAAGAAGAGGAAUAUGGGAAAUAUUAGAAAAAGUUAAAUUAGAGAAUAGAACUCUUGUACUUACAACACAUCAUUUGGAUGAAGCUGAAGAAUUAGCUGAUAGAAUUGCUAUUAUGGCUGCAGGUAAAUUACUUGCAUGUGGUAGAAGUGAAUAUAUUAAAUAAAACUUUGGAGAAGGAUAUUCUAUAUCUAUUACUAUUUUAGAUAAAGUUAUUGAUAAAGAUGAAAUCAUUCAUUUUACUUAAGAAAAUCUACCUUAAGCUAUUCUAGAUCCAUAAUCAUCAUAAUUAUCAAUUCUAUUUAAAAUUAAAUUUAAUUAAAAGAAAUUCUUACUUAACUAUUUCAAAGCUUUAGAAAAGAAAUUUGAUGAUAAAUUAUCUGUUAAUUUCAAAAUAAACUCUUUAGAAGAUGCUUUUAUUAAUAUAGGAAUGGAUGAAGAGAGAUUUUUAGAAAAAGCAAAGAAAAUGGUUGAAGGAAGAACAAGUAUAAAUGAAGAUAGAGAUAGUAUCAUUGGUACUGAUCAAUUUGCUGAACUUAAAUCUAAAGUUCCUGUACCAAAUUGUUUAAAUAGAGGUAUAAAUAUAUAUUAAAAUUAUUAUAGAACCUGUCUAUUCAUUUAAAUAAUAGACAUUUGCUAUUUAUUUAAGGAAGUUUUAUACAACAAUUAGAACUUUUAGUAAUUAUUUGGCUAUUCUAAUUCCGUUUGCCUUGAUGAUAACUGGAAUUAUUGUAAUUGGAGAAAUGGAUUUGGGAGAGGAGGAUGAAUAAACAAAAAUUAUAAGAAUGAUUUUCUUUUCUCUCUUUGCUAUUAUUGCACUUUGUUUUAAUUCAUCUUUAUUUAUAAUGUAACCAGUUUUAGAAAGAGAAACAAAUUUAAAAUAUGCUUUAGUUGCUAUGGGUUGUAGACCAUUUCCUUAUUGGUUAGGAACAUUUUUAUUUGACUUUACUAUUUAUUUUGGUAUGAUAUUCUUAAUAAUUUUGAUUUCGCUUUCAUAUGAAUUUCUUAGUGAAAAAAUAGGUAAACUAAUUUUUAUAUUUUUUUCAUUUGGAGUUUCCUUUAUUGUAUUCUCUUAUUUUAUUGGAACAUUAUUAUAUGAAAAAGCAUCAAAAGCAAUGAAAACAUUUCCAUUUUUAAAUUACUUUGUAUUUUUUGCUCUUCCUUUAAAUGCCUGGCUUAUUGUUGCCUUAAUAUUUAUGUAAGGGAAUUCUUCAGAUUAAUUAUCAGAUGGAUAAACAGUUGUAAUAAAAUUAGUGGAUUUGCUUUGUUCAUUAAUCAGUCCUUUUUAUUCAUUCUUCUAAGCAAUUAUUAAGUCUAUUGAUAUUGAAAAUGGAAAUGGAAGUGUUCCAUACAUAUCUAAAGAAUAUUGGGUAUACUGUUUACUAAUGAUUAUUUAAAGUGUUGGAUUCUUCUUUCUCAAUAUUUUAAUAGAGAAUAAGAAAUAUUAUAAAGGAAUGUAUUCAAAUAAUUUAAGAUGUAAUAAUUAUAUACCUGCAUAAAUUAAUGAUCCAGAAGUUCUUAAAGAGAUUGAUUAAAUUUCAAAAGGAACAAUUAAUCCUCCUAUUAAAGUGUUACAUUUAUAAAAACAAUACAAUCCAACUAACUUUUUAGCUGUUAAAGAUAUCACAUUUGGUGUUGCUUAGAAUGAAAUUUUAGGUUUAUUAGGACCUAAUGGAGCUGGAAAAUCUUCUACAUUUAAUAUCUUAACUUCACUCAUUACUAAAUCCUCUGGUAGUGUUAAAAUAAAAGGUGUUGAAAUAGAUAGAACAUAAUCUGAUAUCUUUAGAGAUACAGGUAUAUGUCCAUAAUUUGAUUGUCUUUGGGAAAAUCUUACACCUUAAGAACAUUUAUAUUUAUUUGGAAGAAUGAAAGGAUUAAAUGGAACUGAUCUUGAUUAAAGUGUUGCUUACUUUUUAAGCACUAUGCAAUUAGAAGAAUAUAUCUCACGUAAAUCUGGAUUAUUGUCAGGUGGAAAUAAGAGAAAACUUUGUGUUAGUAAUGCUCUUAUUGGAGGACCAAGUAUUUAAUUCUUUGAUGAACCAAGUACAGGAGUUGAUCCUAUCGCUAGAAGAUUCUUAUGGAAAACUCUGAGAUUAGGAGUCAAACUUAGAUAAAGUUCAGUAGUAUUAACUACUCAUACUAUGGAUGAAGCAGAAAGUUUAUGUGAUAGAAUUGCUAUUAUGAUUAAUGGAGAAAUAUUUUGUUUAGGCAAUCCAAAAGAACUUAGAGAUAGAUAUGGAGAAGGAUAUAAAAUAACUAUCAGAAAUCCUAACAAUAGACAAUAAAUUCUUAAUAUUAUUAAACAAAAAUAUUCCUAAGCUACAGAAACAUAAGAAACACAUGAAGAAUAUCAAUCUAUACAUGUAAUUAUCUUUUAUCAUUUAUUAGAUUCCCACAAAUCAAUUUUAAUUUUAUAAUGUCUUCUAAUUGUUAUCAGAUUUAGAAUCUUAGAACUAUAUCUAAGAUUUUACUAUUAAUUAAUCAACAUUAGAAUCUGUUUUUCUGUAGUUCUCUUAAUUUUAGUAAUAAUAAUAAUAAAUUAAUUGA
Molecule: messenger RNA, 4112 nt
Organism: Paramecium sonneborni
Lineage: Eukaryota; Ciliophora; Oligohymenophorea; Peniculida; Parameciidae
Source: the annotation of a GenBank genome assembly